Messenger RNA from Rasamsonia emersonii CBS 393.64, 1011 nucleotides. Its product is annotated as PHD finger domain protein. The record is from RefSeq and is a predicted model, not a curated record. The annotation marks the transcript as partial. The transcript has a single exon. NCBI's taxonomy places the organism in Eukaryota, Fungi, Ascomycota, Eurotiomycetes, Eurotiales, Trichocomaceae.
ACAAUGGCUCCGAACCUCCGUUCUACCUCCCGAGCCACCUCGAACAACUCGCGACUGUCUACUCCUAUGGAUGCAUCGCCGGCAGUGGAUUCCUCUUCCUUCACUGAAUCUACGAGACCGCGCAAGCAGCGACGCACCGGUCGGAACACUCGUAUUGGUGUGGACCCUGCACCGGACGUCGACAACUCUCGCGAAGUGACAGCUGAAUCGCAAGCAAGGCAAUCUCAGCCACCCCAGCAAGCACCAGAAAAUAUUACGGAAGUACAACAAGAGCAUGGACAGCAUGAGCCUCAGCAGACAGGGCCCCGGGUGGAGUCCUUUGGUAACUUACAAUCAUUCCUGCACCCGCCCAACACCCAGUGGGUUGAGCCUCCCCUGAGGCCGGCGCAGCCAAGUUACCGAGACACACCAUGGUCAGCCGUGUCGAGCGACAAGAACCCAGUUCUCGCCUCCAUGCGGCCCCUCGGAACGAUGCCAACGGCAGCCGACCUGCGCAAAGUCGGCUUGAUGGGUAAAGCCAAAUCUCUUCCGCGCCCUUCCACCGCCAAUCCCAAAGGGCCGAAGAAGACCGUCAGCCAGGAGAACGGUGCAAACCGCGCCUCACCGAUCUCUCGUGAGGUCACUGCCGACCUGGCAUCGCUCCCUCUCCCGACGUCGAGCGAGUACGACGUCGGGAGGAUGAAGUCCGUGGUCGAGUCCGCGAUUCGGCAUGCUGACGAUUCCCAGAAUCGUGCAGUUGCCCGUGGACUUCGCCGCCUCUGGGCCAAAAGCAGCACGGACCCGUUUAUUCUGUCGGUACUAGACAGCGUCAUCCGCAAGGAACCGGGUCCACGCCAGAAGGCCGUCUUCAAAGCGGUCAUGCGGGACGCCUUCAAAAGCGUCAGGGCCGAAGCUCCCCUUAAGGGCUCGGUGCCAAUCACUCGCACCCGCUCGGCAACGAGUACCAGCUCGUUGUCGUCCGCCAAGUCCCUCGACGCAGAUUCGUCUGCGCCGAGGAUGACUUCUGGCGGU